Molecule: messenger RNA, 6087 nt
Organism: Cebus imitator (Panamanian white-faced capuchin)
Lineage: Eukaryota; Metazoa; Chordata; Mammalia; Primates; Cebidae
Gene: ADRB2
Product: adrenoceptor beta 2
Exons: 1
Coding region: 235-1482 (415 amino acids)
Biological process (GO): negative regulation of smooth muscle contraction; adenylate cyclase-activating adrenergic receptor signaling pathway; norepinephrine-epinephrine-mediated vasodilation involved in regulation of systemic arterial blood pressure
Cellular component (GO): membrane
Molecular function (GO): norepinephrine binding; beta2-adrenergic receptor activity
Source: RefSeq, a predicted model, not a curated record
UAACGGGCAGUGCGCACUCCGAGGCGGCUUCUCCAGAGCGCGGGCUGAAACUGCCUGGCACCGUGAGCCCCUAGCACCCGACAAACUAAGUGUGCAGGACGUGCCCCCACCACACCCACCUCACGGCCGCUGAAUGAGGCUUCCAGGCGUUUGUUCGCUGCCCGCAGAGCCCCGCCGAGGAUCCGCCCGCUGAGGCGCCGGCAGCCAGUGCGCUCACCUGCCAGACUGCGCGCCAUGGGGCAACCCGGGAACAGCAGCGCCUUCUUGCUAGCGCCCAAUGGAAGCCACGCGCCGGACCACGACGUCACGCAGGAACGGGACGAGGCGUGGGUGGUGGGUAUGGGCAUCGUCAUGUCGCUCAUCGUCCUGGCCAUCGUGUUUGGCAAUGUGCUGGUCAUCACAGCCAUUGCCAAGUUCGAGCGUCUGCAGACUGUCACCAACUACUUUAUCACUUCACUGGCCUGUGCUGACCUGGUCAUGGGCCUGGCAGUGGUGCCCUUUGGGGCCAGCCAUAUUCUCAUGAAAAUGUGGACUUUUGGCAACUUCUGGUGUGAGUUUUGGACUUCCAUUGAUGUGCUUUGCGUCACGGCCAGCAUUGAGACCCUGUGCGUGAUCGCAGUGGAUCGCUACUUUGCCAUUACUUCACCCUUCAAGUACCAGAGCCUGCUGACCAAGAAUAAGGCCCGGGUAAUCAUUCUGAUGGUGUGGAUCGUGUCAGGCCUUACCUCCUUCUUGCCCAUUCAGAUGCACUGGUACCGGGCCACCCACCAGGAAGCCAUUAACUGCUAUGCCAAGGAAACCUGCUGUGACUUCUUCACGAACCAAGCCUAUGCCAUUGCCUCCUCCAUCGUGUCCUUCUACGUGCCCCUGGUGGUCAUGGUUUUCGUCUACUCCAGGGUCUUUCAAGUGGCCAAAAGGCAGCUCCAAAAGAUUGACAAAUCUGAGGGCCGCUUCCAUGCCCAGAACCUUAGCCAGGUGGAGCAGGAUGGGCGGACCGGGCAUGGACUUCGCAGGUCUUCCAAAUUCUGCUUGAAGGAGCACAAAGCCCUCAAGACGUUAGGCAUCAUCAUGGGCACCUUCACCCUCUGCUGGCUGCCCUUUUUCAUCGUCAAUAUUGUGCAUGUGAUCCGGGAUAACCUCAUCCCUAAGGAAGUUUACAUCCUCCUAAAUUGGGUGGGCUAUGUCAACUCUGCUUUCAACCCCCUUAUCUACUGUCGGAGCCCAGAUUUCAGGAUUGCCUUCCAGGAACUUCUGUGCCUACGCAGGUCUUCUUUGAAGGCCUAUGGGAAUGGCUACUCCAGCAACAGCAACGGCAACACAGGGGAGCAGAGUGGAUAUCCCCUGGAACAGGAGAAAGAAAAUAAACUGCUGUGUGAAGACCUUCCAGGCACGGAAGACUUUGUGGGCCAUCAAGGUACUGUGCCUAGCGAUAACAUUGAUUCACAAGGGAGGAAUUGUAGUACAAAUGACUCACUGCUGUAAAGCAGUUUUUCUACUUUAUAAGACCCCCCCCCCCACCAACAGAACACUAAACAGACUAUUUAACUUGAGUGUAAUAAACUUAGAAUAAAAUUGUAUAGAGAUAUGCAGGAGGAGGGGCAUCCUUCUGCCUUUUUUAUUUUUGUAAGCUGUAAAAAGAGAGAAAACUUAUUUGAUUAUUUGUUAUUUGUACAGUUCAGUUCCUCUUUGCUUGGAACUUAUAAGUUUAUGUCUGAAGGGCUUUAGUCCUAGAGGACCUGGGUCUGCUAUGUUUUGAUGACUUUUCCGUGUAUCUACCUCACUAUUUAAGUAUUAGGGGUAAUAUAUUGCUGCUGGUAAUUUGUAUCCGAAGGAGAUUUUCCUUCCUACACCCUUGAACUUGAGGAUUUUGAGUAUCUUGGACCUUUUAGCUGUGAACAUGGACUCUUCCCCGCUCCUCUUAUUUGCUUACACGGGGUAUUUUAGGCAGGGAUUUGAGGGGCAGCUUCGGCUGUUUUCCUGAGCAAAGUCUAAAGUUUACAGUAAAUAAAUUGUUUGACCAUGCCUUUGUUGCACCUGUUUCUCCAAAACCUCUUGACUGGAGUGCCGUUGCUUCCCCCACUGGAAACCACAGGUAACUACUUGUAAUAACUGCCCAUGACUUAAUGUGGAAUGAUACAAGAAUGGCAUGCACAGAUUGCUUAACCCUUUCAUUUGCUUUUGAAUCUGCUGCUGCAAAGCUGCAUCUCUCCUGACACUUGUGCCCCAAAUCAGUUCUGCCUGCUCUUAGUAUAGCUCAGCUCUCCCUAUGGUUAUUGUUCUGUGUUGUUACCUCAGCAACACUGACUCAUAGAAACGGAGUUAUAGGCAUAUGUUUUCUUCCCUUCACACACCCCCACCACCCACCUUCCAGUUCUACUUGUUUCAUAACUGCUUAUAUUUAUGUUUUGGCCAUGUCUUAUAGCGGAGCUCUUUGUACUGCAUCAGGGCUUGGAAUUUUAGGGAUAAGGAAGAUGUUCUUAUGAAAAAGCUACUCAGACAUGGCCCUGUAAUUCCACGGAAUAAUUAAAAGGGCAUUGGACAUGGGGAGAAAAGCGGGAGAACAUAUAACUGAUGGUUACCUCAUGACCUCAAAACAGAAUUUUAACCCCUUUUUCUUCCUUCCUUUGGUCCUUGUUUUCUUCUCCCAUUGACUCACCUUACUUCCGUCUAAACCAAGGUUCUGAGCCUUGACACUGUUAGCGUUUUGGACCAGAUAACUCUUUGAUGUGGGGUCUGCAUCACUGGGUGUUUAGCACCUCUGGUCUCUAUUCAUUAGAUGCCAAUAGCACCCCCUGGUUAUAAUAAGCAAAAAUGUCUCCAGACAUUGCAGAAGAGCCCCUGAGGUGUGAAUUCACCCCUGGUUGAGAGUCACUGGUAGAAACUUAAAAAUCUAAGCAGAUACAUACAUUCUUUUUAACGCAAGCACUUGAUGGUGCAGAACCUCAGUGAGGGAUUUUCACAGUUCACCUAGGGCAGCACUCUUUCCAUUCCAUCAUGCUGCCUUCAAAACUUGCUUUCUAGCUGCCCAAAGAGUGACCACGAAAUGUUAAGAAGCCUUUAGGUCUCUACAUGAGUUGUUUGGGAGGGUUUAUCAAUGGAGGUGAGGCCUGUGGGCCACUCUGCUUGUGAAGAGAUUAUAAUACUGUCAAGAGGCACGUUAGGGGAAAUCACAAAAGUAAACACAUUUCUUCUCCCAGCCCCUUUCUAUUUUUGCCUGGGUGUCUGAGCCAGAGCUUGGCCCAGGUUUGAUGAAGUGGAUCGUCCUCCUUGGCAAUGCCAGGCUGGAGCGGAUCAGCCUGCAAGGUUCAUUGCCAUUUCACUGGCUUAUGAAACUGACUCCACUCCCCUCUUCCUUUCUGUCCCAGCCAAGGUCCCCAACCAGAAAAGUAUUGUCCUUCUCUGCUUCCUGUCGGCUCAAUGAUGGGACGUUUGGGUGAGCACUGUGCUCUCAGGAGACUGUUAGUUGCCUGUGAUUUUGGAACAUGCCAUAGCAGAUUGGAGAGUGUGUGUCAUUCAGUGCUUUUACUUUUCUCCAAGGCUUUUCAUGCCUAUUAUCACAUUCUCUUUCUACUGCUCUGGUCCCCGCCCUCAGAGAUUUGGGCAGCUUCUUUUGCUAAUCUUUAUGCUCCCGGUAGCCUCAUAAGAUCUCAGAUGUGGAAGAGCCCAUAGAAAGCGUUUAACAUCUGAAGGGACUGAAACCCUGUGAGGCGAAGGACUUGCCCAAGGUAAGCAGCCAAGGAUGUCGGAGUGGGAUUCAAGCCAGGGAACCCGACUGCUAUUCCAGGAACUGCUUCAUUCUCUCCAACACAUUGGCACUGAGUUCUUUCCUCACCCUCAAUUGGGGCUAUAACAUAACACAUUCGUUUCAACCCAAAUAUUUUUCUUUUGGGUCCUUAACACAAAAUUUAGGGCAUAAACAAGUAAUCUGCAAUAGGGAGGCAAAAAAAAAAAAAGAUUUGCUCAUUUAACGCAACAAGAUUCCACUAGGAUAUCUUCUGCUUUUAGGGAAGCUGGGAGAGUCCUUAGCUCUUUAUAACUGGAUGUUGGUGUUUUAUAUAUACUCUUUUGCCUAAAGGAACAUCUAAUGUAAUUUCUGUUAAAAAUUUAGGUAUAUUUAAAAAAUGUAGAUAGUAAUAUGAAUAGUUAAUUCAGAUUCCCAGCUAAAAGGAGAGUUUAACCAUAUUCAGGUUCCUGUAGGAAUACUGUAAGCACAAAAUCUUUGAUUAGUUUUAAAGGUCCUCAUAAGCAACUGUAUUCUAGGCAUAUCUUAAUCCUUUGCUUUCUAUCUCUUUGGUGUGUUGCUUUGUUUCUUUUGGGGGAUUGGAUUUGUCAGUGUCUCUUCCUCUCUCUUUUGCUGACAAGCUGGCUGCCUAAGGUUUGUGUUGUAUUCAUCACCAUAAAGUUUUCUUUGCCUGGACAGCAAGUUCUCAGAGUCUGUCAAGUAAGAACUUUUUUUCUAAGAUGCAAGCUGACAGGUAUGAACAGUGGCAGGACAGGGUGAGCCUCCCCACUGCAAUAAUUAAUGGGAAAAAGAAUCUGGAGAAAAGGGAGCUUGCAAAUAGCAGUUGUCUUUACAUGAUUCUUAGAGUGUUUCUGAUGGUGAACCUACUGCCAAAUGGAGCCUAAACCAGCAUCCAUCAAAGUAUUUAUGGAGCACCUACUGUGUGCAGCAUUAGAAAAGUAUAGGUUUCAGUUUCUCCCUUUUGGAGUAUGACUUUAAUGAUACUAUGUAGAUACCUUUUAUGGAAUCUUACUAAAUGUUAAUGACUAUGUUGGACACCUGUGAGGCAUUGUGUCCUUUCUACAACUGUAUGAUGUAGGUAGCAUAAUUGUCUUCAUCUAACAAAUGAGGGAGCUGAGGUUCAGAAAGAUUCAGUAACUUUCCAAAGCCAUAAAACCAACUAAUUUCAGAGUCAGGACUAGAACCCAGGUCUCUGUGAUUCCAGGAUCCAUGGAGCCUAGCACCCAGGCAAACCAGGAAGCAGCAUGAGGUAGCUUAGAAUUCAUGCCAGAACAAGUGUAAGAACUGGAAAUGCAAUACCUUGCUGAGAGAAGAGGGAGAUUGCUGUGGGUUGAGGCAGGGAGGAAUGUUCCCUUCCAAGCAUGUGACUGCAGGGUUGCUGGGGACUGGGACAAGAAACCAAUCACUGAGUGCCUAGUUUGCUUCUCUGAGUCUUUCUUUUGUCUUCUUAUCAGAGAAUCAGACUAAAAUGGAAAGAGGAUAUGAAACUCUAAAACGAACACAGCAGAGUAAAGCAGAAACACAGGAUGCCCUAUGUCCUAGCAAACUCUCAGCCCUAAAGUUAGAAAGGUCUCCUAAAUUGAGUAGGUAGCUAGACUCUUGCAGAAAUUUGAUAGGCCUGGGUAGCUGUGUAGGUAUGUUGUCUAUCUUAAGCUAGGAUUCUAGAGCAAGGGAGAUGAUUUUCUGACAGCAGAGAGCAAGGAAGGUUAAUACACUUUGAAUGAUGAUACUUUUCAUUGACAGUAUAACCUCUACUAAAUUCAGUCUGUGCUAAUCUGUACUUCACUGACAGGGCAAAUAUAAUUUGAAGGAGGGAUUUUUCUAAAUGCGUAAGAGAACAAACUUCUUAAGCACUUUCAAGAACUUGAGAAAUUCUGCUGUGUUAUGAAUAACAGGAGGCAGGGUGAGGAGAAAAGAGCCCCCCAACCUCCCACCCACCCCACUCUCUCUCUCUGAAGUUGGGUAAGGCGGUUUUCCUCAGCAGACUUCCGUUUGCUCAUCUGUAACUUGAGGCCAGUACAGGUAGUAUCUAAGCUCUGUUCCACUCUGAAUGUAUACAGUUGUUCAUUUAGAGACUCGAGACUAGAGGCAACCAUUUCUAUUUCUAAUUAGAGUUGAUGACAUUUGCCAUACAAACAAUGGUUGAAUAUUCUGAAGGUGCAGCCUGCAGAAGAGAAUGCUGUGAAGUACUACUAUUUGGUGCAUGAUAAUUGCUUUUGAGAAUGAUCUGGGAAAAAAAAAAAAAAAUUCCCAGUUCUGCUGAAUACAAGAAGGCAAGCCGGACCUUACAGAAAGGUAGAUUCCAGCUCAGGUAUAGGAAGACUUUCCAAAGAGGAAAUAGAUGA